Messenger RNA from Stereum hirsutum FP-91666 SS1, 1449 nucleotides. RefSeq lists its product as uncharacterized. The record is from RefSeq and is a predicted model, not a curated record. Gene Ontology annotation, cellular component: membrane. The transcript has 4 exons. The coding region runs from base 1 to 1056 and encodes 351 amino acids. NCBI's taxonomy places the organism in Eukaryota, Fungi, Basidiomycota, Agaricomycetes, Russulales, Stereaceae.
AUGCCAUUCCCCUACAUCCCCCUCCUCCUCUCCACCUACCUCUCCCUCUCCGGCCUCCGUAGACGCUCCCUCUCCCCCUCCGGCGCCCUCCUCGCCUUCCUCACCGGCCUCCUCACCCUCUCCCUCCCCGGCCCCCUCGUCACCCCCGGCCUCUCCCUUGUCGCAUUCUACCUCACAGGAUCCUACGCCACCAAGCUCGGCAAACAACGCAAGGCGAGAUUGGAGGAGGGACAUGAUGAGGGUGGGGCGGGGUAUAGGACGGCGGGACAGGUGUUUUGUAAUAGUGCGGGGGCGGUGGGGGCGUGUGUGCUUUGGGGGGUGAUUUUUGGGGCGGGGGAGGGAUGGCCGUUUGGGUUGGGGGGUGUGGUGAGGGGGUGGUUGGGUGGGUUGGAGGGAGGGGAAGGAGGGGAGUGGGAUUAUGCGAGGGGAGAGUGGUGUCCGGUGGAUGGGAGCGUUAACGGAGGGUUGAGCAGGAAAUUGAUGUUUGUCGUCCUUGGCCACUUCGCAACCUGCCUCGGCGACACCCUCGCCUCCGAACUCGGCAUCCUCUCCCGCACCCCCCCAAUCCUCCUAACCACCCUCCGCACCGUUCCCCCCGGUACGAACGGUGGUCUCUCCAUACUCGGAACCGCGGCUUCGGUGGGCGGGGGCGCGAUUAUGGGGGGUGUGAUGUGGAUCGGUUUAGUUGCUGAGAAUGUGAAUUGUAGGGAGGUGCUGGGAUUUGGGAUGGGAGGAGCAAGAGGAGCAGGAGGAUCAGGAGGGAUGGCGUUGGUGGGCUGGGGAGCGGGGGCGGGGUUGGUUGGGUCUAUGCUCGAUUCACUCCUCGGGGCUACACUCCAACGCACACAAUAUUCCACAUCUACGCAUCGGAUCCUCACCGACGAGGGCUCGACCUCGAAGGACGGGAAUAAGGAGAGGAAUAAGGAGAGGGGGAGGGAGGGGGAGAAGGAGGAGGAGGAGAUCAAAGUGGUCAGUGGGAUCGACGUAUUGACGAAUAAUCAGGUCAACCUCGUCGCAUCGCUCGCUACGGCGCUUUUAUUGGGAUAUCUCGCUUGAUUUUGAUCCACUUGUUCUGCAUGAUUUUCAUGAUUUUCAUGAUUUUAUGCUUUCUUGCUCUCAGAUUUCAAUUUUCACGAUUCCAUGAUUUUAUGCUUUCGACCCAUAAUUUCCACAAGUCGCAGUACUUAUUCCGCCCAGUCUAAGUGCUCGUGUCUCGUGUUUAGUGUUCAGUGUCUAGUGUCUAGUGUCUAAUGUCUCGUGUCUAAUGUCUCGUUUUGUAUUGUAGUCCACAAUACUUAUAUCCUGUCUCUUCGCGAUCCUCCUUCUCUUUCGAGUUCUUGCAUGAGUAAGUAGUACAGGUACAUAUUAUUCGAGAGUCGAUGUAUCGGAUCGGAUAGUGGACCAAACGACGAGCGACAACCUAAGUAUGUGUCUGCGUCUGCGGGUUUA